Molecule: messenger RNA, 1908 nt
Organism: Clupea harengus (Atlantic herring)
Lineage: Eukaryota; Metazoa; Chordata; Actinopteri; Clupeiformes; Clupeidae
Gene: mettl5
Product: methyltransferase 5, N6-adenosine
Biological process (GO): rRNA methylation
Molecular function (GO): rRNA (adenine-N6-)-methyltransferase activity; nucleic acid binding
Source: RefSeq, a predicted model, not a curated record
UUUCUCGCUACCCAUCUGCGGAACUGUUCUUGAAUCCUCCUAGGUUGCACUUCGGAUUACUUCUGUUUAGGCGGAAGUGUUCGUGUGCUUUCUGGUCCGUAUUGAAUAUACAGAUUUUGCAUGUGUGUAAGGUGCUUGUCAAAGAUUGCUGACAGAUUGACUGACACACUGACUGUAAAUUAAUCGAGGAAAAGUGCUACAGUUUAAACCGAAUGCAGAGGCUUACAUGCAUAAAAUAGCAUGUUUCAUGUUAGUGGACAGUAUUAUACUUCUUAGGAGCUAAGCAUGCAAACCCGUGAUGAGGAGGAGGAAUGUGCAAGAUCUUGGUUUCACAGCAAUGUUUGAGUUUCCUUGACUCUCUUUUCUAAGUAAGUUCAGUCAAAGCAGAUCAGCAGCUGUAGCAUUUAGUUAACGACCAACAAGUAUAGCAAUGAAACUGAAAGAGCUCGAAAGUUGCCUCCAGCAAGUAGACGUGUUCGAGGAACCAAAACUUCUACUUGAACAGUAUCCAACAAGCCCUCACAUAGCAGGUUGCAUGCUUUACACUAUCCAUAACACAUUUGACGACAUAAAGGGUAAACUGGUAGCGGACUUAGGUUGUGGAUGCGGAGUCCUCAGUAUAGGAGCUGCAGUGCUUGAUGCGGGGUUAUGUGUUGGUUUUGAAGUCGACGAAGACGCAGUUGACAUAUUUAAAGGAAAUGUUGAAGAGUUCGAACUCCCAAACAUUGACGUGGUCCAAUGCGAUGUGUGUUGUCUUGAAACAAUGUCGUUUGCAAAGAAAUUUGAUACGGUCAUUAUGAACCCCCCUUUUGGCACAAAGCAUAACCAGGGUAUUGAUAUGACAUUUUUGAAGACUGCUAUAAGCAUGGCAAAAACAGCUGUGUACUCUCUUCACAAGACAUCAACAAGGGAACAUAUACAGAAAAAGGCAGAUGAUUGGAAUGUGAAAAUGGAAGUAAUAGCAGAGCUCAGAUAUGACUUGCCUGCAACAUACAAGUUCCAUAAAAAGAAAUCGGUUGACAUCCAGGUGGACUUUAUCAGAUUCUCACUAAAAUGAGAUCUGGACUUGGAGUAGAUGGUUUGCUUCUUUUGGACUCUGUUUUUCUAAAUAGGUGUGAUGUAUUGUGAUCAUGAUUUUAAUGAACUGUUGAACAUACACCAGAUUUAACAUGCUAAAGCUUUGACCUUUAACGCCUUCAUUACACUCAUGUCAGAUAUGGCUCUUUAUGCAAAACAUUUUGUGAUCGCUACAUUUAUUAAAUUUUCAUAGCAGUGAUCCAUAUUAACACGAAGUGCAGUGAAAUUCAUCAAUUGUGGAUACCUUCAUGAUCUAUACGUUAAAAGAGAGGCGGUACAAACUUUUACAGCCUCUUUCAUGGUUCAAAGUUCAGUGGCACAACAUUUAAAGUAAUUUUGUUUAAGAGUAAAAAUUCAAGAAAUGAAUUACAGGCAGGUAAUACUGACCCCUUACUGUUACAAACAUAUGUAGGCAAAAUAUACAGUAUUAACUGAUGUCAUUGCUUAUCGUUUCGACACUGAAAAAAUUCAACAAAUGUAAUAUGCAUAUGGUACUCUGGAGAGACCAUUCAUAUAUGUUUUGAAGGAAGAGACAUUUAAGAAACGUUAACCGGGAGAAGAUACUAUUGCACGACUAUUGCCAUUGCACACCAUGCUUCAUACAAUGUCAUGUUGGAUGAUGUUUGAAAACAGUGCACAUUAGAAUAUAGAACACACAGUAAUUCUGUACUGAACCAACAGUAAAAAAAAAAAAAAACAGGAAUACACUUUAAGUAUAGUACAUACAUAAUAUUCUACAACAAAUACAUACAAUUCAGUGCAUUGCUGUGCGUCCUGCUGAGGCAGCAUAAGUUAUGUACAGUACAGAACAAAUAAAUGUUUGUACCAAAA